AUGAAUCAGGAUGCAUCAUCAGGAUCUCGCCAAAGCCCGAGUGGCACCAUGCACAGUUCAGACUCGGGUAGCCAGUCAAAGCUCCCGUCGAAACGCGCUUCCAGAGCCGGAACGCGUAGUGUCUCUACCCUUUCGGCCGCGCAGUUGGAGAGAAAGCGUGCAAACGACAGAGAAGCACAGAGAGCCAUUCGCCAAAGAACAAAGGAUCACAUCGAGAACCUCGAGCGACGGAUCAGCGAAUUGACUGGCACUCAGGAAGCCAGGGAAAAGCUCUACCUGACUACACAGCAACGUAAUCGAGAGCUCGAAGAAGAGAACGCGUACCUUCGAAGCAGGCUUUCGGGCGAGACAUUUACCAUCAAUGUCAAUGAGAGUGAUGUUUCAGACAAAGCACCACCACAAUACAGUGUCUCUGCACCCGAGUCUUCUCCUCAGGCUCACCUGAGCGCCGCUGUGAACAUUCCCAGACCCUCAUCUUCGGCCACGAGUCGAAGUAUUCCCCAACCAUCGGAAGCCUGGAGGCAACAGAACCAGUACAGUCCUGGUAGCGGCCCAGCUUCAGCAUCGUUUAUGCCUGAAGGUGCACAGCACACUGCUGGUCAGGGUGCUGCGUCCUGGAGGGCCCAGGAUGUCGCUUCAGCCCCUUCGUACGGUUAUCAGGUUCGCCAGAGUGACCGGCCAACAAACUACCCCUCUCCAGCACAUCAAAUGACCUACCCGGGCCAUUCACAAGCAGCCCAAUUCCAACAAGCCAUCACUGCUCAAGCACCUGUACAAGCCUCUGUGACGCCGGCCUUCCACAAUGCUGGGAUUGGAGCCCAUCCCGACUUCCAAAGCAUGCCUCAAUACGCCGCUUCUUCAAAUGCUGCAUACCACGACCAGCAGAACCACGCCAGCUUUGUUCCUAGUGCACCACCCGUGUCAUCGGCUGCCGCUGAUUUCCAUGGUGCACCUCGCAGCUUGGCUCCUCCUGCUUACAACCCAAACAUCGGAUCUGGUCACUUCAUGCCUGGACAAUCUUCGCAAGCCCACACACAGCACAUGGGGUUCCGUGAGGGCACAAACCAACAUGGAUAUGGUUACGAUGCAUGA
Molecule: messenger RNA, 1092 nt
Organism: Aureobasidium namibiae CBS 147.97
Lineage: Eukaryota; Fungi; Ascomycota; Dothideomycetes; Dothideales; Saccotheciaceae
Exons: 2
Coding region: 1-1092 (363 amino acids)
Biological process (GO): regulation of DNA-templated transcription
Molecular function (GO): DNA-binding transcription factor activity
Source: RefSeq, a predicted model, not a curated record